Messenger RNA from Daphnia pulex (common water flea), 3591 nucleotides. RefSeq names its product epidermal growth factor receptor kinase substrate 8-like. The transcript is spliced from 15 exons. Gene Ontology annotation, molecular function: actin binding. Gene Ontology annotation, cellular component: plasma membrane. NCBI's taxonomy places the organism in Eukaryota, Metazoa, Arthropoda, Branchiopoda, Diplostraca, Daphniidae. Gene Ontology annotation, biological process: regulation of Rho protein signal transduction; Rho protein signal transduction. The record is from RefSeq and is a predicted model, not a curated record. The coding region runs from base 954 to 3404 and encodes 816 amino acids.
GAAGCCUAUGGCGCUGGUGUGGAUUGUUACCUGUCCUGUCCUACCUGUUUCGUUCUUUUCUGGCUUUCUAAACCCCUCUUUCGAAAUUCUUGCUUCUCAAGAAUGUCGACAGGGGAAGAAGAGAAAGAAUGGAUAAUGGAAGAAAGGAAGGAGAGGGCCAGCCAGUCAGCCAGCCAUACCCCGAACAACACCAAAGCAGCGAUGCACAGGCUGGUUUUACUCGCACCGGCAGAGGCUCGAAUAUAACAACGCAGCAUAUACUGUACUUUGGCUUUCUACGCCACUAAAAAAAAGUGUGGAUUCUCCAACCUCACAUCAGAAAGUUCUUCCGUCUCUGUCUCAACACACGCUUCUCUCUCCAGUUCUCGAAUGAAACAUUGAAGAAACCAACUCGUUAACACCAGUUGGACGCCAUUGAAGUGAAAUUAGACACAUAUAACCACCAGUGGAUUUUUGUUUCAGUGCAACAGAUAGAGAAUCCAUUUUGGGAUUUUUGUUCUCGGUAGACAACCUUCGGUGUAUUCAUUCUUGUGUGUUCGCGUUCCGAAAGUCGUCGUCGUCGCCAUCAUUGAACGGUGCAUAAAAGUAAAGGCGAAGGAGACGUGAGAGGAAAACAACAAACAGAUAAGCGACCAACCUGCAGCAGCCAAGUUGGCAGGCUCUGGUCUAUCGCCUUAAAAUAGAGAUAUCGGGCAAAAGGCGAGGUCACACUGAGACAACACAGGAUUCGACGGCGUAGAUGCUUUUUUCUGGCUGUUAGUCUCAGACGAGGCCCAUGUGAAGUUCACUACAGGCGUCGUUAAAACACACCUGUUGAUGUGCAUCUUGUCGUCGUCGUGUUCUACAUUUUGACACACCUGAACUGACCUCAUCGAUUCAACCCAUCAAGUAAAAACACCAAGUAACAAAAGUAGUUCCACUUGUUGAUUGAAUUGCUCUGUUAUUAGCCCAUCAUGGCUUACCGAGAAAAUCGUCUGCCCGGCACUACCAAUGGCUACACUCCAGGUGGAGGAAGUGGGGGAUCUCAAACAGAUAUUGAGGAUGGCCCAAGCUUUGUGGUUGAACAUUUAGCCACCUUCACUGUUUCCCAACAGAAUGAAGUCAUGUAUCCAGCAGACGGAAUGCGCCGCCUUUUGCACAUGGAAAAGACGUCUGGCAUUUGGACACAAAAGAUGAUUUUACGUCUUGACCGCGAAUGGGUCACCAUACAGGAUUUCGAAAACGGCGAAGUGGUUGAACGCUUCCCGCUCAACCUCAUUCUAGAACCGACAGCUUUCACCAGCUUGGACCCCAAGGAUUUGUACAAUAAUAUUUUCAUCUUCGUGGUUGGCGAAGAUCCCCUCAACCGUGACCCACCUGAAAUGCACAUCUUCCAGUGCGUCGGGGUCUCUUCCGAACUAGUUACCGAGGACAUGAAGAUGUACAUGGCCGGUAACUACCGACCGAGCAAUCCGUCGCGAAUUCCACCCCCACCGAACAAACCUCCACCGGAGCCGCCCCUAAACGGCGCAAACCACGCAGUUUUCAUGCGUCACAUUAACGAUGACGCCAGUUCAACCUCAAGCGAGCGCUAUGAAAAGGACGUGACGGUUCUGAACCGCUGCUUCGACGACAUCGAGCGCUUCAUCGCCCGUUUACAGCAUGCGGCCGCAGCUCGCCGCGAGCUCGAACGACGUAGAAAGUCACGAAAAUCGAAAAAGAAGGAACAAGGAGAUGGCAUGUUAUCCAUGAGAGCUCGACCGCCCAGCGAGGCAGAAUACAUCGACAUUUUCCAGAAAUUCAAACUAUCUUUUAACUUAUUGGCCAAAUUGAAAUCGCACAUCCACGACCCUAACGCUCCAGAGUUGGUUCACUUCCUGUUUUCACCGCUAACAUUGAUCGUGGAGGCGUCACACGAGUCCAACACCGUACCCAAUCUUCCGGCUCGUGUCGUCGCACCACUACUCACAUACGACGCCAUCGAGCUACUUUCCAAUUGCUUGUCUAGCAAAGAAACUGAGCUAUGGCACUCGCUUGGAGACGCUUGGCACACACCCAAGGACAAGUGGAACAGCUAUGUUGUCCCUUACGUACCGACUUUCAUGGACGGCUGGACGCCGGAUGCCUCCUUCUUCCCAGAUGAAAAGGAGGAGAAUAAACGCUCAAACACGGAAAUGACGCGAUACAGCAACGAAUUUUUCUACGACAGCGACCGUGGAGAUCGAAGAUCACAUUCCCCGCCUUCAGACCGUGACUUUGGUCCGCGCAGUGAUAUUUCCAAUGAUUCGAUCGAGAAGAAUGGCGACCCAGCAGCUCGUUUCGAACACCAGCAACGUCGUUGGCUGGCCGAACUGAAGGCCCGCAAUGCCAAGAUCGUCCAGGUUACAUAUCCACGAACGGCCAACAACGACAAGGAGCUGACUGUCGUCCGUGGCGAAUAUCUUGAGGUAUUGGACAAUAGUCGCAAGUGGUGGAAGGCUCGCAAUAUGCACGGCGUAACCGCCCACGUUCCACACACGAUCGUCACCAUGUUGGUCCAGGACGACGAUGUUUUCACUCCACCCUCGUCGGCUGGUUGGCACAAAGGCAAAAAAGGUGCUGACACCAGCGAUAGCUACAGCGAGGACAGUGACGGCCUGCCGGCCAAGAGCCGCCGACAGAGACGUAGAGCCGAGUCGGUGAUUUCUAUUCCGCCACCACCUCCACCUCUACCGCCCAAGGAGGUUGAAAUCAUAAAAAAACCAAUCAAAAAGGAGGAAGCCAUUAAACCGAAACCUAUGACAAGAAGCCUCAGCAGUCAAGACAUGAUGGUCGAAGAACUGAAGAACCUAUUAGACAUUUACCAACCGGAAAAAAAUAAAUUGGAUAUUCGUAAAACUCCCGAAAUGUACAUUACACUCAAAUCAACUCCCGACGAAGUUCGCGAUUGGCUCAAAGCCAAGGAAUUCGAUAUUGUGAUUCAGAAGCGUUUGAAUGGCAUGAGCGGUGAAGAGUUGUUUAAGCUGAAAAAGGCAGAUUUGGAAAAGUACUGUGGCAAAGAAGAAGGUCAUCGACUGGAUUCACAGUUAACUCUUCAGCGCAGAGCAUCAGGGUAUCAAACAAUGCGUUCAUCUGAACUUCAAGAAGCAUUAAAGAGAGCCCGAAUGAAAACAGAAACCAAGAACGAUCAACCAAAGAAUCCUACCAAAAAAGAAGAGGAACGAUCGCGCUCCUCUGAAACAGGUGGAUCGCACAACAAGAAUGAUCGUGACUCCUCUCCGACGGUCCAGAAAGCACCGAAGAAACAAACCAAAGCCAAAGCACCCCUGAACUUAGACAGCGACUAUGAUUCCGAUGACGACAUCGUCAUCCCAACCGGGACGCUACGUGACAUUAUUCGCAAACAGAAAAAGAAGAUGCAAAGCACUAGUAGCAACGACGACUAGAAAACCUAGAUUAUUUUUUUUAAAUAUUUCUAACAGAGUAUAAUAAGUUUCCUUGAGAAUUAUGCUUUACUAUAUUAUCUUUACUGUACGAAAUUCAUCGAAUAUUUAGUACUAUAUAAUUACAUGGAUCAAAGUUGUUAAAAUUGAUGAAGCAAUCUUAAAUUUUAGAAAUAGACGGACAAAUGUA